CAUCGAUUCCAACGGAUCAUUCAUUCUCAUUCUCUCUCUACAAUUAUCUUCUUUCUCCCUUUUUUUUUUCUUCUUCUUCUCUCUCUCUCUCUCUCUCUCUCUCCCUUCCCUUCCUCCGAGAAACCAAUCUAUUCUCUAUUUCUCCAUCAACAAGUUUCUCGGAGAUCGGGUGUGUGUGUGAUUUAUUCCCCCCUCCCCUCUUCUUGUGGAUCUGUCUUGUGAAUGGACAAUGUGAUGUAAAAUCGAAUAAAAACACAACGAAGGGAAGAGUUUCCAAUUCCAAAAUUUCAUGGGGAUUUGCUUUAGCGCUGAAGAGCAGUUCCAAUUUUCUCAGCAGCAAAACUAUCACAAGAACAAGUCAUCGGGGAAAAAUACGACAGGAGUGAAUGUAAUGAAUUCAGAUUGUAAAGAGUCAUCAGUUGGUGGUAAACCGAGUCCGAGUCCGAGUCCGAGUCCGAGUCCGAGUGGGUUGUCUUUGCCUCCUAAAAACAUCAAAGAUCUCCAGACAACUCCUGGUUACGAGAAUGUGGAUAUAUUCACCUACCAAGAGAUGAAACUGGCUACGAAGCAGUUCAGGCCUGAUUACAUUCUCGGCGAGGGUGGUUUUGGUGUUGUCUACAAAGGUGUUAUUGAUGACAAUGUAAGGCCUGGUUAUAUCUCCACCAAAGUUGCCAUCAAAGAACUUAAUCCUGAAGGCUUUCAGGGUGAUCGAGAGUGGCUGGCUGAAGUUAACUAUUUAGGACAGCUUAGUCAUCCCAACUUGGUCAAGCUCAUUGGCUACUGCUGUGAAGAUGAACACAGAUUAUUAGUCUAUGAGUACAUGUCUUUGGGAAGCCUCGAGAAACAUCUUUUCCGAAGAGUUGGAUGCACUUUGACAUGGUCGAAAAGAGUGAAAAUCGCGCUAGACGCAGCCAAGGGUCUCGCUUUUCUUCAUGGUGCUGAACGCUCCGUCAUAUAUCGGGAUCUCAAGACAGCCAACAUAUUGCUUGAUGAGUGUUACAAUGCUAAGCUCGCAGACUUUGGACUAGCAAAAGAUGGUCCUAGAGGAGAUCAAACACAUGUGUCCACACGUGUUAUGGGCACUUACGGAUAUGCUGCUCCUGAGUAUGUAAUGACAGGACACUUGACAUCGAGAAGUGAUGUUUAUGGAUACGGGGUACUCCUCCUUGAGAUGCUCCUUGGGAAGAGGGCGAUGGACAAAAGCAGACCUUGCCGGGAGCAUAACUUGGUAGAGUGGGCACGACCGCUAUUGAAUCACAACAAGAAGCUUUUGAGGAUCAUAGACCCUCGAAUGGAUGGGCAAUACACCACCAAGGCGUUGAUGAAAGUAGCCGAUUUGGCAUACCAAUGCUUAAGCCAAAACCCAAAAGGAAGGCCCCUCAUGAGUCACGCGGUAGAAGUCCUCGAGACCCUCAAGGAAGAUGGUGAUUCUCAGGGGGAAGUCAUGGCUAAUCUCCAUAGCAGGGGCAAGUCCGUAACCUUGUAUGAAGCUGCUCCUAGUGAUUCCCAAGGGGCAAGAAACGUGGAUGGGGAUGGGCAGAGGAGGAGAAGACCAGUAAGUGGUAGAAGCAAGAGCGAAGCCUCGGUUGACACUGACCUUUAUGUUACUGCUCUCGUUUCAUCUGAUCCGAACGCUACAAAGACUUGAAAUGAUUCACAAGUGAUUUAAGAAUAUAUAAGAUUAAGAAAGUAACAGAGGUGGCUUAAGUGUAUACAUAAGUUGAGUCUUCAUUUUGGGAUAUUUAUUUUGUUUAUGGGAUUACAAAUACUAGUGUAAUAUGCAAUUUUAUCAAAAUCUUUGAAAUUUCAAAUGAAAUAUUUUGGUCAAUC
Raphanus sativus (radish) is the source of this 1830-nucleotide messenger RNA. Its product is annotated as probable serine/threonine-protein kinase PBL17. NCBI's taxonomy places the organism in Eukaryota, Viridiplantae, Streptophyta, Magnoliopsida, Brassicales, Brassicaceae. Gene Ontology annotation, molecular function: protein kinase activity; ATP binding. The transcript is spliced from 6 exons. Gene Ontology annotation, biological process: protein phosphorylation. The record is from RefSeq and is a predicted model, not a curated record. Bases 290 to 1648 code for a protein of 452 amino acids.